Molecule: messenger RNA, 1140 nt
Organism: Indicator indicator
Lineage: Eukaryota; Metazoa; Chordata; Aves; Piciformes; Indicatoridae
Gene: SASH3
Product: SAM and SH3 domain containing 3
Exons: 8
Coding region: 1-1140 (379 amino acids)
Biological process (GO): positive regulation of B cell proliferation; positive regulation of adaptive immune response; positive regulation of immunoglobulin production
Cellular component (GO): cytoplasm; nucleus
Molecular function (GO): protein binding
Source: RefSeq, a predicted model, not a curated record
AUGCUGCGCCGCAAGCCCUCCAACGCCGGCGACAAGGAGCCGGGACACAGGAAGCUCUCCCUUCAGCGCUCCAACAGCUUCAAAGACUUUGCCAAGGCCAAGGUCAGCUCCCCUGUGCCGAGCGAGAAGGAGUUCAACCUGGAGGAGCAUAUCCCCGAGGAUGAAUCCAGCAGUGGCCUCCCCGAGGACACCACACGGAGCGGUGGAAUGAAGCUGAGCAAGAAGUGGCGAGCAGUCAUCACCCGCACCAUGAACCGCAGGAUGGGCAGGGUGGCCGUGAAGGCCCUGGCUGAGGGGAAGCAGGGAGAAGUGGAGGAGGAAGAGUCCCCAUGCCCCCCAUCCCCGUCGGGCAGCGUGGGGGAGCCAAGCCAUGAGAAGCUGCCUCUGUCUUACGUGGAGAUGGAGGAAGAUGGACACCCAUCCUCCAUCAGCCGCCAGCUGUCCAGUGGCAGCGAGGCGCCCAGCCCCGGCCCGGGGAGCAGCCCAGGGCUGGAGGAGAGCAGCCCAGCCUACAGCGGCCCCUUCUGCGGCCAUGCCCGUGUCCACACCGACUUCACCCCCAGCCCCUACGACAGGGACUCGCUGAAGCUGCGGAAAGGGGACAUCAUCGGCAUCAUCGAGAAGCCACCCGUGGGCACCUGGACCGGGCUGCUCAACAACAGGGUGGGCUCCUUCAAGUUCAUCUACGUGGAUGUCAUCCCCGAGGAGACAGCCCCUGCCCGCAGGAGCCGAGGCUCUGGCAAGAGCAAGAGGCUCAAGCCCAAAACCCUCCACGAGCUGCUGGAGCGCAUCAAUCUGCAGGAGCACACCUCCACCCUGCUGCUCAACGGCUACCAGACCCUGGAGGACUUCAAGGAGCUGCGGGAGACACACCUCAGCGAGCUGAACAUCACCGACCCCCAGCACCGUGCCAAGCUGCUCACGGCUGCCGAGCUGCUCCUGGACUACGACACAGCCAGCGAGUCGGAGGAAGGCGCCAGCUCCGAAGCGCAGCCCUCGCCCUCGGAGCCCAAAGGGGACAUCCCCCGGGACUCAGGCUGCUUCGAGGGCUCCGAGGGCCUUGAGGGCAGCCGCGAUGAGGCCGAGCUGGGGGGUCCCGACGGGCAGCUGCAGGCUCUCUCCCUGGCAGAAUCCUCCUGA